Argentina anserina (silverweed cinquefoil) is the source of this 1829-nucleotide messenger RNA. RefSeq names its product cold-responsive protein kinase 1. Gene Ontology annotation, biological process: protein phosphorylation. The transcript has 7 exons. The record is from RefSeq and is a predicted model, not a curated record. Gene Ontology annotation, molecular function: protein serine/threonine kinase activity; ATP binding. The coding region runs from base 232 to 1455 and encodes 407 amino acids. NCBI's taxonomy places the organism in Eukaryota, Viridiplantae, Streptophyta, Magnoliopsida, Rosales, Rosaceae.
CUACCUGGUUACGUUUCACAUCAACUCACAAAAAACCCCAAAUAUAAUUGCCACCAAAUCCCACACUUUUAUUUUCAUUUCUAUUUCUCCAAAGGACAAUUUGUCAAUCAAGAAGCCAAGAAAAGCUACUGGUCUUUCAUUCCCUGAGCCCCGUGAAGGACUUGAAGCAGCUUUGAUUUAAGCACUUGGUAGAAAUUUGGCCUUCAAAACUUGGACUGGUGUAUCACAGUUAUGACUUGUUUAUCCUUCUUACUUGGUAGAAAGGACUCAUCGAGGAAACUUGGGUUUGAUGUUGAUGACGAACUAUCUGGCAUUCAUGAUGUUAACCUAUACACGUACAAAGAGUUAAAAAUGGCAACUGAAGAUUUUGAUAUAGCCAAUAAAAUUGGCGAAGGUGGUUUCGGUUCUGUCUAUAAGGGACGACUUAAAGACGGAAAUCUUGCUGCUAUAAAAGUUCUUUCAACUGAAUCAAAACAAGGGGUGAAGGAGUUUUUGACUGAGAUAGAUGUAAUCUCAAAAAUAGAGCAUGGAAAUCUAGUUAAGCUCUAUGGCUGUUGUAUAGAAGGCGAUCAGAGAAUUUUGGUCUACAAUUACUUAGAGAACAAUAGUCUUGCACAAACUCUUCUUGGUGGAGGUUACAGUAAUAUUCAAUUUAAUUGGCGAACACGGCGUGGAAUAGCUAUCGGAAUUGCUUGUGGGCUUGCCUUCCUUCAUGGGGAUGUACGUCCACAUAUUAUUCACAGAGAUAUCAAAGCGAGCAAUAUCCUCCUCAAUAAAGACUUGAUGCCUAAAAUUUCAGAUUUUGGCCUGGCAAAACUCAUCCCGGCCAAUGUGACCCAUGUUAGCACACGUGUGGCAGGAACGAUAGGUUAUCUGGCACCAGAAUACGCAAUAAGAGGGCAAUUGACGAGGAAAGCAGAUGUUUAUAGUUUUGGUGUCCUCCUUGUGGAAAUUGUCAGUGGCAGAUGCAAUACACAUUCAAUGCUACCCAUGGAUGAACAGUAUCUUCUUGAAAGGACAUGGCAUCUCUACGAACGCAGGGAGCUGGUUGGUCUGGUAGACACUGCAUUGAACGGGGAUUUUGACGCUGAGGAGGCUUGUAGGUUCUUAAAAAUUGGUCUUCUCUGCACACAAGACACUCCAAAACUCAGACCGUCCAUGUCAACUGUGGUAAAGAUGCUCAAAGGACUGAGGGAAGUUGAUGAUACUAAGAUAACAAAGCCAGGCUUGAUAUCUGAUUUCAUGGAUCUCAAAAUACGAAGCCAACCAAAUAGUAAGAAGCCUAGCGCACAGACCACUGCUUCGUCCUACAACGGGUCCUCUGGUUCAGACAACCAUGACAAUUCAAACCUGUCAUCACAAACCUCAGUUGCUGCUACUUCCACUUUCAUCUCAAAUUUGUCCUUUGAAACCACAGCUCCAGCUACUACAACCUUCAGCUUCAGUACCAUGUGAACUGAGCGGUUACAUGUUACAGAAUGUGUAGAUUUGAUUUAUUCUAUCAUAUAGGGUUUUGCCGCUUCCACUUGUAAAUUCACUAAAUUGUAUGAUAUGCUUCUUCUUCUUUUUGUCACACCACCUCUCUAGCUGGACUGCUGGAGGUACUCCAUUGUAAAUGCAUCGUGAUUGGUGAUUCAAAGAAUUUUUUCCUGGGUUCAUUGUCUUUCUGGCACCCCAGUAUUACAGAAUCCUCCAAAUAUAUCUAAUAUGUUACUAUAAAUAUGUUCAUGUACCGUUCCAAUGAUUCGAUUCCAUUCUGGACCAUAAUGAUUUCGUCAAUGUUGGAUCUUGACUUGGUAACACGUUGAUUACAGCAUCUGGAUUUCACC